This is a messenger RNA of Planococcus citri (citrus mealybug), 2142 nucleotides long. RefSeq lists its product as uncharacterized. The coding region runs from base 113 to 1954 and encodes 613 amino acids. NCBI's taxonomy places the organism in Eukaryota, Metazoa, Arthropoda, Insecta, Hemiptera, Pseudococcidae. The record is from RefSeq and is a predicted model, not a curated record. The transcript is spliced from 4 exons.
AGACCCCAGAUAGGCUACUUCAGUUCCUAUAUAAUAACAGAGUAAAUCGUGACAUUUUCAUUCUUGUUCUGUCUUCUCAUCGAAUCAGAUCGAAUAGAAUUUUUUUUUCAAAAUGAAAUUGUUCGGAUCUAGUGUUGUGAUUAUUUUGUUAGCUGUUGGUCUUCAAAGUAAGAAUGCAGUUCAGAGCGCCGACGACCUUAUCAAACCCACAGAAACACCAGUUGAUUCGGAUCCUCAAGCCACCACCUUAGCUACUGAAACACCAUCUCCAUCAACGGCAGAGGCAACUUCCACACUCACCAACAUCCAGCAAACGUCAUCAGAACUCACCACUUUACCAAACAACACUGUACUGCCACCAGCAACCGAACAAAAUGACCACGAAGACCUGCUCGCAGUCGUAAAUUCUGAAGAGAUAAUAAAAACAUCACCAAUGGUAGAAACAGCCGAAGAUCAUCAAUCAUUACGAUCCGCAGAUAGUCCAUUGUCCAAUAAGAGCGACACGUUGGUUGUAAACAUGAUCAGUUCGUCGUCCAGUAAGAAAGACAAAUCGGUCCUAGAAACAAUCAAGGCUAUUCCGCACAUCAAUAAUUCCUUCGUCGUGGCCAAUUUGCUCAAUUUCUCGUACGAUAAAAUCGACAUUUCUCAUAUUGGAGAACCUUUUGAACUUGGUUCCAUUCGGGAUUUGGAAUUUCCUAGUACAUCGUACGUACUUCAUGGGAAGAUAACAAGGUUCAGUAAUAUCCACGCUACUGAUGUUUCAAUCCAACCUGUUGAUAUGUUUUAUAAUAAUUUUUCGUGUGCAGCUAAACAUAACCGGAUCCUACUAAACGUAAUCCCAGAGAACAUGACCUUUGAGGGGGACUACACAGUAAUAGACGAGCUGCAGAAAAAUGAACUAUUCAACGCUUCUCUCCUAUUCAAUCAAACCGGAGCCAAGUUAUUGUGCGAAUUUCCCAAUACUUCCUCACUCCAUCAUAACAACUGCGACAUAAUCUUCGCCAAUGGAGAAGUGAAAUUCACCCAAUUAUGCGACGACCAAUGCGAUUUGCUGGCCUCAUCAGCUGAUAUGUUGCACGAUGUAAAAUUACACAUAUUGGAACAACUGAGCCGCCUUUUAAUAACGAAAAAAGCUGACCAAUUCGUCUCUGCGUUUCCUUUCCUGUCGAUGUGUUCAUCACCAGCCCCCUCCCCUGCAAAGACCAAGAAUUAUUACGUUAUCAAAGAAACCGUUACAAAAACGUACAAAUCCAGCCAUUUACAACUUGGACCGAUGAUUUUCAAAGGACUGGAUAAUUUUACCACCGGAAAUGUAAUUGCAGUCAAAAGUAGCCUGCGCCAUGCCCCGAAUCGUUUCCUUAUAACGACUCAAAUUAAUAAUGUUCAAGGCCAUUGUGACUGGCUUUACUACAAAGACAACCAUCGCGACUCGAACAACAAACAUACAUUUACCUUUAUCAUCGAAGAAGUAAAAUUCGCUAUUGGAGUGAAAUUCACAGAGACUUGGAGUGUGGAUAGUUUCGAUAUAAGUCUGGGAAAAAUAAGUGUACACAGGUUGAAUAAAACUCAUCCGAAAAUACUCGAUUUUAUGAAAUCAAUUUUGCAAGAUUUCGUACAUGAUGCUACUAUCGAUUCUUUGAACGGAUUGUUUCGUGCCCAGUUCCCCGAACUGAUCCCAACCACUUCGACUUCAGAAGCAACGACAACGUCAACAACGAGCAAAACUGAGGAAUAUACCACGAUCAUGAAAACCACCGAAACUAGAAAAGUGGUUUAUUGGACUUCUUCUCCUACACAGAAUCAAGCUGAUACGACUGUCAGUAAUGAUGGUCAUUUGCCUUUACCAAAAAGAAGAGUAGUUAAACCGUGUAGAGAUACCAGAAAAUGGUGGCAGAAGAUAUUCUAUAGGAAUCCGUGCAAAAAAGUCAGCAGCCCGGAUGUCGAUCAGUUAUAAGGAAGGAAUAAUUUAGUAGGGAUUUUUUACUUUCAUUAUUCGUCAAAUUCUAAACUCUAGACUGGUAAUUAUAUUAAGUAUAAUUGAUAACAUGUAUAAUAUUAUUCUGAAUUAGAUACUUACCAAUGUAAUAAUUUUAACCUUAAGUAACUUUGGUUUUGAAAUAAAUAGUUAUUUCUGCAUCAUAA